This is a messenger RNA of Rhizoctonia solani, 1362 nucleotides long. RefSeq lists its product as uncharacterized. The record is from RefSeq and is a predicted model, not a curated record. The coding region runs from base 1 to 1362 and encodes 453 amino acids. The transcript is spliced from 6 exons. Lineage: Eukaryota; Fungi; Basidiomycota; Agaricomycetes; Cantharellales; Ceratobasidiaceae.
AUGUCGAUUUAUGUUGCUCAAGCGCGCUCGUACCGUUUAACUGAACAGGGUCAGUAUUGGGGGGACACCACGCAACCCCUGGAAACGACGGACUCAUUUGUGCAGCAUAGCACGACAUCCAACUUCGCGUAUAGGGACCCCUCGAACGGUAGUUGGCCUGGAUGCACGUUUGCUACCGCUCCUGUACAAUCACCAUUUCAGCCUUUGCUUACCUCCUCACCAACAUCCCAAGAGCAUCUGCCGUCACGCUCUCCAUCGCGAAGUUCUCCAACAAACGUGUCACCUUACGCUAACACUGGGAAUUAUUGCCCUUCAUCAUACACUGAUUCGAUUGCGCUCCCAAACUCGUUCUCUAGCCCUCAUCCCCAAACAUCUUCGUAUGGUCACGCAGUCAAGAUACCUUCAGAGUCAAAUUACCCAAGUGCUUCGUUCAUAUCGACACAAUACCACCAUCCUCCGGCGAGGCAAGAUCAAACUGGGUUGGAUAACAGCUAUUCUACGGCCUUUGAUGGUGGCUAUCACUCUAGCGGAGGUCCGGAACCAACUCAUUCUGAGCACUCGAACACACCCCAAGCACAAUCGUUGUACAACAGCCAGCCCUCAUCUUACGCUACAUACGACAAUGGACGAGGUAGUGUUGUUGGUUCCGAACACCCCUAUAGCUACUCCGUCCACGAAACUCACGACAACAUCUAUAAUCAAGGAGCCGAACAAAGCGCCAGCUCGUUCGCUAUUUCUCCGCCCUACAGUGCCUCGCCUACCGCGCAUACACCCAAUUCGUCACAAGCUCCGCCGAUCCAAGAACCCGCGAGCCCACAGCGACACGGAAUCGGCUCGACCAAUGCAGUACGCCGUCGAGUUGGAAUCAUGCUACACGCCCAACAAUGUCAACAAGUUGAACAAACUGAGCGCUCCCGAGCCCGGAUGGGUUCUUCGAAAGGUUGCCGGGACAAACUUACCCCAACAAGUGAUGGUUCCAGAGAAGGCCAAGAUGCCUCGGCCAAGUACAAGGCAGCAUACGAGCGAAUCCGGCUUCAAAGAGAUUUCUAUGAGCGAGCUGCGUCAUCUCUUGUGCACCAGGUGGACAUUUUAGGCGGAGACCCGAUGCAGGCGUCUAGACAGGCGUCCAAAGAGGGAGAGCUAGACUCCAAGGCAGCACGGAUCCUUAUCUCUUCUUUGCAACGCGAACUCGAAAACCUGAGGGCGAAAUUAAUCGAAACUCAAAAAGAGAUUUAUUCCCUCCGCCAAUCAUGCGAUGAUUCUUCGCGUAGCGUGAGCAGCGGCUACUUUAUAGAAGAGGGUGAUGAUAACUCCCCGCUUUCGGCAGCUCCCGUCACGGUAUGCACUCAUCGCCGCAAGUAG